AAAGAGAGAGAGAGAGAGAGAGAGAGAGAGCAGAAGCACGGUGCUGAAUAACGAGCUGCUGCGUGGCUGAUGAUUAGCAUGACGCGCAGGAAUGGCAUUCGGACCUCGGGUGUGAUCGGAGCUGAUAGAUUCUCAGGCGGCUCAUGCGGCUCCUCCCCAUCUCCUCCGUGACACCACUUUUCGGUUGUUGGCUCUUUUUUUUUGUUUUUUUUUUUUGGAGUGCGUGUUUUGGGGACACCAGAACGAGCUUGACUUUCCAGCCCACAGGACACGGGAGCGAUUUGAAAAGUUAUCCCAGAGCGCUGAUUACUGCGCGGCGCCGCUUUUCUCUUUCUCGUCCUCCUGGAAGACGCGCAGCCCUGUGAUUUUUUCUUUCCUCCUCCUGCGAAGCGACCACGAGUUGAGGCUUUAGUGAGGACACGGUGUCUAACAAGCGGCACAAAGGGGACGCGCUCGCAUUGGCUUAAACCGAAUCAUGCUUUUAGGGUUGCUAUAGUGUUACACAAGGUGCGGGUUUUUUUGUUGCUCUUAAGAGCUGUCACUGCCUUUGGAAGUGCAUGUGCUCUGCUGCUGAGAGAGAGAGAGAGAGAGAGAGAGAGAGAGAGAUGGUCGCUCCGAUGAACUUAGUCAAAGCCUGACAUCCCAUAUGGACUGUGACCGACUUUUAUAAAUAAGCUACCGUGCAUUUUAUAGCACUCAUUUCUUUUCUUCUGUGUGCACAGUGCAGGGUUUCUUUCUUUCUUUUCAAUUUUUUAAACAGAAGGUCCUGGACAUUUUUUUUCUACUCUAUGUUUGUCUUUGUUUCUACGAAUCCCACUGUGCUCUAAAGACACCAAGGCCACCGAUGUAAAAAUAAAAUCCAGCUGCUGAAUAACGAAAACCACAGACCUGAUAGCGCAGCUGGAUUUUAGAGAAGAGGAAUACGAGACAGAUAUCUGGCUGUAGUGAUGCUGCAUGUGGAAAUGGUGCUGUUGGUGUGUGUGCUGCUGUGGAUGUGUGUGAUGAGCCAAGAGCCGAGCUCGAAGGUGAUGGCCGACCGCUAUGCUGUCUACUGGAACCGCACGAACCCCAGGUUUCACCGUGGAGACUACCACAUCGAUGUUUGCAUAAACGACUACCUGGAUGUCUACUGCCCACAUUAUGAGGAUUCGGUUCCUGAGGAGAGGACAGAGCGCUAUGUCCUCUACAUGGUGAACUAUGAUGGCUACAGCACCUGUGAUGACACAGCCAAAGGCUUCAAGCGUUGGGAGUGCAACAGGCCACACUCACCCAAUGGGCCACUCAAAUUCUCUGAGAAGUUCCAGCUCUUCACACCCUUCUCUUUGGGUUUUGAGUUCCGGCCGGGCAGAGAGUAUUAUUAUAUAUCAUCCAUGGUUACAGAGAGUGGAAGAAAAGGCUGUCUUAAGCUGAAAGUUUUUGUCAGACCAGCAAACAGCUGUGUGAAAAUCAUAGGUGUUCAUGAUCGAGUGUUUGACGUUAAUGACAAAGUAGACAAUUCAUUAGAACCAAGAGAUGACACUAGUCAUGAAUCAGCCGAACCAUCUCGGAGCGAUACAGCUAAUUCAGGGCAUCGACCCCUAAUGGCACGUCUGCUGAUGGCUUUCUUGCUGUUCUGCAUUUCUGCACUUCUUACCUUAUAGCCUCGUAUGUCCUUCCUUCAGACAAGUCCCAGCAGCCCCCUCUGCUCCUUGCCCAAGCAGCCACCAGGCUUGUACAGACAAGGGCUCUAGGCCACAGGAUUCCUCUGAGACUCUCCAGGAGCGCUACAUUUGGCCCCUUUCCCAAAUAUUUAAGUGGCCCUUUAUCAAGAAGAUAAAUGAUUAGUAAUAUGAGGGAGAAAAGCUAAUCUAGCCUUUAGUAAAUCAGUGAAGAACUCAAUCCAGUUGUAACAUCGCAUAGGAUCCAUGCUGUGUAGCCAAACAUUGGAUUUAAGUGUUUUUUUAAUUAAAAUAAACAUGUAUAAAUGUAUACAUAAAGGGUUUUCCCUGGUACAGAUUUAUGAAACAUUGAAAGUCUUUUUGUCUGCUUGUUCCUGUUGGCUUUUUUUCCUACCCCAUACAAAUUGGCAAAGAUCAACAGAUUGUCAAAAUCUAAAUUUGACUAAAACUGUAUGUGCAGAUGGCUGGAGGUCUGGAUUGCACUCAAAGGGGAAAAUGGCUGUGUGUUUGUUAAUUGACAUAAUGUUGGAUUGGAAAUGAGCGUGAGGUAAAACAUUUAUUCUCUGCAAACAAAGAGACUUAUCUUAGUAGACCACAGCAUUAAAACAGUGCUUUUUGUAUUUUGUAGGAUAAACCUACUGCAGCAUAAAUAACUCUAUUUUUUUCCUGUUGGCUUUUAUCUAUUGUUAAAAAACAGCAACAUUAACAAUUCAUAGAAAACUCCUGGUCAUAAUGACUGUGAGUGUGCAGCUCUGUAUAUACAGCACCACGAGAGACUGCACAUGGUUAACAUUAUUCCCCCCCUAAUUUUCUGAAUGGAAAUAGUAGUGUCUCUUGGAGUCAGCUUUGCAAAUAAGAUCCAGGGCUAGGGAAAAAAAAUGCCUUUUAUUUUCAACUGCACUGAAAUGGCCAUAAACCCAUGUGAAGUGCCCACAUAUUCUUAUACUGUAUAACAUUAACAUUAACUAUGACACCAAAUUUUUUGUGAGCCUGCUCUUUGCCUUUGCAUGGCAGCCUUAGAUAUGAAAUGUGCUUUGUCAGGCCUGUAACAAGUAGGCUCAAGGAAGACCAGAGCAUGCCCAGUUAUACCUCAGUGACUCUGUAAUGAGGUUUUAAUUUGGCUGGCAUGCAGAGCCUAUGCUGUCUGUAUUUGUGGUAUUGAAACUAGAAGGUUAAUUGCAUGGACAAUGCUGAGGUGACUUGAAUUUCGCCGGGACUUUUUAACCUUGAGUGUUCUGUGUGAGUGUGAGUACACAAGCAACAGCUCAUACUGCGAAGCUGUUUUGGUGAAGGCAUGGGCAAUUAGGUAGUAGGCACAAUAAACAAUAGUGGGAACUUUUUAAAAGGUCUGAUAUUGUGUAAUUGUUUCUGCUUUAUCGAUUCUCAGUAGGCCUGUUUUCCCCCCUUUACUUUUCCAUUCUGGGAUCCUGGAGAGGAGGUGCAUUCCUGUUAUAAUGGCAACCGAUUGUGCAGAAAGACCACUUGGGGUGUUUCAUUUAGAGAAGGAAAAAUGCCACCACAUGUGCUUAAUUUCAUGGUCCAAAUCUAAAAGUAUGGAAGCCUUUAGAACUCUAAUUCAAUAGUAUUUGUAUACCUACCAUUUAUACUCUUGAUUAUAAUGCUUAUCAUACUUUAUACACACUUUAAACCAGGAAAUAAGGCGCAAUUACAUGGAUACUGUGUAUCCUAAUGUAGUCAAGAUGUCAUUAAACAACUACAGAAAACAUCACCUACCAUUAUUAUAAUUAUUAUUAUUAUUAUUAUUAUUAUUAUUAUUAUUAUUAUUAUUAUUACUGAUAUGCGAAAGCUCUUGUAUAUAGUGUUUGAUAUGGAGGUAUUCAUUUGAUUAAAUCUUUUCUACAAAAAAAAAAAAAGGAAACUAAUAAAGUGAAAAAAGACUUCUGAAGAACUGAUGUGAGCAUACAUGAACAUAAUCUUCAGAAGCCAAUGGAGCCAGUACAUAACAAACUUAGAUCUGUGGAGGGAAGCCAACCGGCAUCCAGAGCGUUUCAUCUUUCACAUGCAUGUAUUUCAGAUCUCCUCCUGCCAUCACCAUCAAUUGGAAGCUUCAGCCAGAGAGCAGUGGUGGAUUGUAUGUAACUGAAUUCAGUGUUUUUGAGGGUUUCACUGUCUGAAAGCAUUUCUUGUUCAGCCUGUUUAUUUUUUUCCCCCCAUAAAGGACUUGUCAGUUUCAUUAUGUGGCAUGCGCAUGAACUUAACAAUGAUAAACGUUAGAUAAAGUGUUGUUUUUGCUUGUUUUUUCACCUCUGGUUGUUCUGUAUGUUAAUUACAUAAAUUACGUGCUUCUCUCAAAGCUUUGUCCAUUAAAACGGAAGCAUUGCACAGAUGAGUAGAUGAGAUGUUUUACCCACACUAUCCACCCAGCAGGAUGGAGGAUUACUGUAUAGAGCACUGUUAUGGACUGGCAGCAAGAAUAUAGGGAUAGAGCAAGGUUGUGUUUGCUUUCUGUUUUCAUUUAAUAAGGAGAAUUUGCCAUCCCUUAAAUAAUUUAUUUAAACCAAGGAAAUCAUGUUAUUACACAACAACUCAACACUUGCGACACCCUUUUUUCCUCUUUGCGAGAUGCAGCCACAUUUGGUUGUCAAUAAGGUGGCCUUUCCUGCCGUAGUCCUUAAAUCCUUUAAAAUGCCAAAACCAGUGUUUGUACCAUCCAGUUACUGGCACCUUUUUUUCUGAUUUUCUAGGUUUUUUUUGUUUGUUUGUUGUUUACUCAACCCUUACCCUUUUCCUCCGAUUCUGGGGAAAUUUGUACAUAUACUGUAUAUCAGAACGCCCAUGUGCUCCUGUUUUUUUUUUUGUUUUGUUUGUUUUGUUCUGUUUGUUUGUGAUUCUUAUUUUUUCUUUGCAUCUCUUGGUGCUGUGUUUGAUCAGCUUUCAACACUGUACAAACAGGAACAGAAUUUUGAAACAGAUAAUAAUAAUAAAAAAGGUCUGUAUUUGUAUAUACAGUACAUGUGUCUGAGCAACUAUGAAUAAUGAUUAAAGGAAAAACACAUCG
Silurus meridionalis is the source of this 4677-nucleotide messenger RNA. RefSeq names its product ephrin-A5b (gene efna5b). NCBI's taxonomy places the organism in Eukaryota, Metazoa, Chordata, Actinopteri, Siluriformes, Siluridae. The transcript is spliced from 5 exons. Gene Ontology annotation, biological process: ephrin receptor signaling pathway; axon guidance; regulation of actin cytoskeleton organization. Gene Ontology annotation, cellular component: external side of plasma membrane; plasma membrane. Gene Ontology annotation, molecular function: ephrin receptor binding. Bases 948 to 1640 code for a protein of 230 amino acids. The record is from RefSeq and is a predicted model, not a curated record.